This is a messenger RNA of Bufo bufo (common toad), 1625 nucleotides long. It is a transcript of the gene BDH1, whose product is annotated as 3-hydroxybutyrate dehydrogenase 1. The transcript is spliced from 7 exons. NCBI's taxonomy places the organism in Eukaryota, Metazoa, Chordata, Amphibia, Anura, Bufonidae. The coding region runs from base 65 to 1072 and encodes 335 amino acids. The record is from RefSeq and is a predicted model, not a curated record. Gene Ontology annotation, molecular function: oxidoreductase activity.
CAAGUCAAGGGCAGGUUCAAGCUGCAGCCGGGACACGCUCAGGAGUGAAGGUGAAAGUGACAGAAUGCUGGCUGCCAGGACCGCCUUCAAUAUCUCCACAAGGACACUGCACUUCAGGGACCAUGCAAGAUUUCUGCAGAAGUCGUCUUCGGUGGUGACCUCUGCUUCAAACCGUGCCUAUGCAACUGAGCCUGAAGGGGGUAAUAAGGCAGUGCUUGUCACAGGAUGUGAUUCAGGUUUUGGAUUUUCAUUGGCAAAGCAUCUCCACGACAAAGGAUUCACUGUGUUUGCAGGAUGCUUGUUGAAGAACAAAGGAGAUGCUGGUGUGAAGGAGCUGGACAGCAUGAAUAGUGAUAGGAUGAAGACCAUACAGUUGAAUGUUGUGAAGGAUGAAGAAGUGAACAGAGCGGUGGAGAUCAUAAAAGAAAACUUGAAAGAUGCACAAAAGGGACUAUGGGGCCUAGUAAACAAUGCUGGAAUAUCUACAUUUGGAGAAGUGGAGUUCAGCAGUAUGGAGACUUACAAAGAAGUCGCUGAAGUGAAUUUGUGGGGCACUGUCCGAACUACCAAAGCCUGUCUCCCUCUGAUUCGAAGAGCUAAAGGCCGUGUAGUGAAUAUAAGCAGUAUGAUGGGUCGCAUGGCAAACACUGCGCGUUCUCCUUACUGUAUCACCAAAUUUGGGGUAGAGGCCUUUUCAGAUUGCUUACGGUAUGAGAUGCAUCCCCUUGGAGUGAAGGUGAGUGUGAUUGAACCAGGGAACUUCAUCGCAGCCACCAGCUUAUACAGCCAAGGAAAAAUAAAAGAAAUUGCUGAAAAGAUGUGGAAAGACUUACCAGAAACCGUGAAGAACGAUUAUGGAAGAAAGUACUUUGACGAUAAAAUUGCCAAGAUGCACACAUAUUGUAAUAGUGGUUCAACAGACACCUCUUCUGUCAUGAAUGCAAUUACCCAUGCUCUCACUGCUCCAACUCCCUAUACACGCUACCAUCCCAUGGACUACUACUGGUGGAUCAGGAUGCAGAUUAUGACACACCUGCCGGGGGCCAUAUCUGAUAGGAUUUACAUCUAUUAGAUAUUUUUUGUCAAUUUAUGGUCGAGACAAUGACAUCAUAUUACCUGCCUUUACUACCUUAAAUCAUGUAAUCACUUUCAGAAUGUUGUAUUUUCUGAGGCCCUGAUCAUACUUGCGUCAAACGUUCCAAAAGCAUUUCUAAUGUUCCUGAUCAAAACGAUAGAUUGUAUGACUGGUCUGGCAGAGUGGUCUCUAAGGGUUUAUUUUUGUGUUUUUUUUCCAAGACAAUUCUUCAUCCCCUCUUAACCAUUCAUGAAACAUGACUUUUGUAAUAUACAUGCAUUACUGAUGAAGAAGACUAGUACAUGGCACAGCGUGUGGUUCUCAUGUACAUUGGUCCCAUAGUGAGAUUAUUAUUUAUUUAUUUUUUUGCUUUUUACUCCCCAAUUUUUAGGGCAUCAGCUAAUUAUGCAUGGGUCUUAGGAAGUGUAGUGGCUGGUAUUAGCAGGCACUUGUCUAGCACCCUUAUAGACUGAAACUACAGGCACACUUCACACCAGGAAGCCAAGAACUUGUUUAACGUUGGCCAGCCUGAAAUGGGGAGAUAGGCAGA